AUGGUACCAUUCGAAGACAUGAAUCGAAAUUCAACAUUUUGUUGUUUGAAAGUUACACUUCAAGACCGAUAUAAAUUAGAAUUUCAACAACUUGAGCAUUACCGUUUAAGUCAGUUCUAUGAACAACCACCAAUAAACAGACAUUCAAAACAAUGUAGGGUACCAGAAUUGCUAGAAUUACCUUAUUUGUGUUCGUUAUGGAAAACAGCAUCAAUUCUUCCACGUUUAAUAACGGCAUGCGAACACCAAGUAUAUGUUAAGCUAAUGAAGACAUUUGAUCAAUUAUGUCAAUUAAAUGACAUAGAAUAUACCGAAAUAUCGCUGCGACGGCGCAGCUACAAAGAAAUGGCUGCUAAAAAGGAUGAGGGUGGAUAA
Molecule: messenger RNA, 375 nt
Organism: Didymodactylos carnosus
Lineage: Eukaryota; Metazoa; Rotifera; Eurotatoria; Philodinida; Philodinidae
Source: the annotation of a GenBank genome assembly